CUAGCACGUGCCCUCUACGUCACACAGACACCUAUACAGCCUCCUUUUCGUUGUCUGCUCCGCUUUCAUUCCGGUCACAUGACCUCCCAUAAGCCUCGUCUUUCUUCUCACCAGACAUCUGCUUCCCGUUCUCGGCGGAGGUGAUCGUAAUAAUUCUGCGGAUUCCUCAUCCUCGCCAUAUAUGCUGAGGACAGAAUGACAACCCUAGACGAUAAGCUGUUGGGGGAGAAGGGUCAGUACUACUAUAGCAGCAGCAGCGAUGAUGAGGACAGCGACCAGGACCGGAAAAUACGACAGAGCGAGGCCAGAGAGUCUGAUGGGGCCAAGGAAGGAAGUGCAGUGAACACAGGUCCAAAAGGCGUCAUAAAUGACUGGAGGCGCUAUAAGCAGCUGGAGACGGAGCAGACCGAUGAGCAGAAGAGGGAACUGGAGCAGCUGGUGAAGAGGUUGUCUAUGACUUGUAAAUCUCACUUGGAUGAAGAGAAAGAUAAACAAAAGCAGAAGGAACUUGAAGAAAAGUUAAAUGGCAAGGUAAAAGCGGUACAGAUGACUUUGCAGGAUUACAAUAUGCUGAACCAGGAUGAUGAUGAAGACUUCUUAGAGCAAUACAGGAAACAGAGAAUUGAGGAGAUGAAGCAGCAGCUGUGCCAGUCGCAGGUAUACAAGCAGGUGUUCGACAUCCAGAGCGGGCAGGAGUUUCUGGAUUCUGUAGAUAAAGAACACAAGAAUACCGUGGUGAUAAUCCUGAUCUAUGAAGACGAGAUCCCGGGAGCGGAAGCUGCCAGUGGUAGUCUGAUCUGCCUGGCGUCCGAGUACCCUGGGGUGAAGUUCUGUAAAGUAAAAAGUUCCCUCCUAGGAACCAGCAGUAGAUUCACGAAGAAUGCUCUGCCGGCGCUGCUGGUCUACAAGUCAGGGGAGUUGGUCGGAAAUUUUGUUCGGAUAACGGAUCAACUUGGCGACGAUUUCUUUGCAGUCGACCUGGAAGCCUUUUUACACGAGUGCAGUUUGUUACCAGAAAAGGAUCUUCUGCGCUCUUCUGUUUGUAAUCCCUCCAUCCGGUGCUAUAGCGAUGACAGCGACCUCGACAUAGACUGAACGGGGAACACUGCCAUAUUACUGCUAUCCCCUGAUGGAUUGUAUAUAGAUGCAGCUUUCCUUAUAUGUUAAUUUAUAUUAGUUUAUACCAUAAUAUGACUAAAAUAAAAUGGAACCUGUUUUAGCAAAA
Hyla sarda is the source of this 1225-nucleotide messenger RNA. It is a transcript of the gene PDCL, whose product is annotated as phosducin like. The record is from RefSeq and is a predicted model, not a curated record. The coding region runs from base 196 to 1095 and encodes 299 amino acids. Gene Ontology annotation, biological process: regulation of G protein-coupled receptor signaling pathway. The transcript is spliced from 4 exons. NCBI's taxonomy places the organism in Eukaryota, Metazoa, Chordata, Amphibia, Anura, Hylidae.